Cavenderia fasciculata is the source of this 3606-nucleotide messenger RNA. It is a transcript of the gene sympk, whose product is annotated as symplekin. The transcript is spliced from 5 exons. NCBI's taxonomy places the organism in Eukaryota, Evosea, Eumycetozoa, Acytosteliales, Cavenderiaceae. The coding region runs from base 1 to 3606 and encodes 1201 amino acids. Gene Ontology annotation, cellular component: mRNA cleavage and polyadenylation specificity factor complex. The record is from RefSeq and is a predicted model, not a curated record.
AUGGAUGUAGCAGAUUUGCUUAAUAGUGCAUCUAUUGCAUCAGAGAAUGAAAAGGUAUCUCUACUAUCGAGUGCCUUUGAACUUUUAUUCUUUAAAGAGACACAUCUACUUGCCGACUAUUAUCGCAGUCUUAUAGAGUUUGCCUAUGACAGAUCUACCAUUAUGAUCAAGAAACAAAUCAUUGGCUUUAUCGAAACAACCUGUAAAAAGUAUCCUCAAUAUUUAAAUAAAAGUAAAGAUGUUAUAUUGUUUCUAUUGAAUCAAGAGACACCUUCAGUCAUUAAAAGAGUUAUACUCUGUUUUACAAAUAUAAUUAGAUCAACUCUAUCAUUUAUAUUAAAUUGUCAACCAAUAAAUGAAGCAACGGAAUUAUUCAAUUCAUUCAAUGAAGUUAAAGGAGUGAUAUUGAAGCCACAAAGUUUGGACAAUGAAGCAACACUUGUAAAUACAUUAAAGAUGAUAGAGAUUUUAGUUUUAUGUUUCUCUUCACCAACUGAGAAUGGUGGAAAUAAUGCUAGUCGAAAGUUACUAAAAUCAGAUGAAGAAUUCUCUUUGGAUCGUAUACCAGAUCAACACCCUAUUCUCAACAAAUUGGUAUUAUCAAAAGAAUGUGAAUCUUAUUACCUUGGUUUAUUAAUUGAUCAUGUAUCUGUAUUAAAUAACAUGACCAGUACCAAUAUUAUGACACUUAUGACAUCAUUGUCAUCUAUUGUGAAACAAAGAUUGGCAUUUGCCAAGAUUAUUGUACCAAUGUUAUCUACAUUCCCUUCAAAUCUACCGAAAUUAUCAACCGUUCAAAAUGAAAGUGUAAAGCAUUCAAUCAAAACUUGUCUCCUUUCUAUUAUAAAAUUAAAGAAUCAAGCAGUUGCACCAUAUAUAAAAGAUUUAAUUGAGGCUGCUAGUUUGGUUGAUGGAAAGGAUCAUGCAGAGGAUGCUGCAAGAUGGUAUAGAGGUGAACCAGAGAAAAAGAAACGUAAUUAUGAACAACAAAGUAGUUCAAAUGAUUCAAAUGUAAAGAAAGUUAAAAUGGAAGAUCAACAACAACAACAACAAAAUAUACAAAAUAAUAUGAUGAAUCAACAACAACAACAACAAAAUAUAGAUAGUAAUUUUAAACAACAAUCACCACCUCAACUACAACAACAAUCAAUAUUAUUAGACUUAAAUUAUAGGCAAGGAUUACAAUUAGAUUCAGAAUCACAAUCUGCGAUAUUAUCAAAUAUUGCAUCACUCAAUCCAGAGUUUGUUGUUGAUUUGGUGAUUGAAAACAUGAAGAUAUCUCCACUCUUUUAUUUAUUAAAUGGGAUCAGACGAAAUCCAAAUACCGAAACACUCUUUCAAUUUGUAAAUUCUUAUCAACAACCAUCACCACAACAAUUAUCAGUUCAACAACAACAACAACAACAACCACCAGGCUUUUCAUCACCACCCCAACCUCAACAACAACAACAAAAUGAAUUUAUGCAAAUACAAAUGCAAAAACAACAACAAUUAUUAUACCAACAACAACAACAACAAUUACAACAACAAAUGAGAGAUCCAAGAGCCAUGUUAUCACAACCAUCACAACCGUCACAACAACAACCACCAGGCUUUUCAUCACCACCUGUUACCUCUGUCAAAGAAGAAUCGGCGUAUCAGCCAGAUUUAGAGGAUUAUCCAAUCCAAAUAGAAGAGGAAAAGAGCAAAGGAGAUGGAAAUCAACAAGAAAGAACUAGGGUUAAAAAAGAAAAGGUUGUAGAGAUUAGCAACUUUGUACCUAAACCAAACUUUAAAAUACCUAAACUUUCCAAAGAACAAGUUCAAAAGAUGAUGGAUAGAGCACUGCAAAGAAUUAAAUCUUCUGAAAAGGGUGCAACUCAAGGCGGAAAGGUUAGUUUAUGGUCUGCUUUAUUUGCUCGUUUAUUAUCUCAACGUAAUCGUCAAUUGGUUGAUCAACAACAAGAUGAUCAAGUUAUGAAAGAGGAGAAUGGUGAUAGUGGUGAUGAUGAUGAAUUAGAGUAUAGUAGAGUAAUGAUUGACUUUUGUUUGGAAGAAUUUGGUACACGUAGAGAAUUGGCACUUAGAUGGUUACAUAGUGAGUUGUUGGCAUCGAUGGAUAUUGGUGCUAGUGAUGCUGCCAAGACAAGAUAUUCGAAUCUAUUAUUGAUGAUGGUUGAAAAGGUGCAAGCUAGUCACACUGGAGACGGACAGGAAAAGACUAUUACCGAUUUCAUCUUAGAGGUGCCAUUGGUUACCGACGGUCUACUCCAACUUAUUGUAGACUAUUGCAAGAAUAUUCAAUUGGUUGGUCUUGGAUUAAAUUCUUUUUGCGAUCUCAUCCUCUGGCGUCCAAAUCUUCGUCAACAAUGUCUAAACUCGCUAUUGGAAUUCUCUGUUGAUCGUCACCAAGACAUUCGUUCAAAAACUAUUCGUGUCUUAACCAACCAACUAUUUUGCAAACCAUCUUUAGAACAUACAAUUCAAAAGUUUGCUAUUGAUCAAUUAAUUUCUGUUAUUCAUAUUAAAGAAGAAGAGGAGGAAGAUGAAGAAGUGAAAGAGGAAGCAGAACAAAAAGAAGAAAAAGAACAAAAGGAAGAAGAAGAAAAUGGAAAAGAUAAAACAAUUGAUGUAAAGUUGGAAAAGUUGGAAAAAAAUACAUCAUCUGAUUCUUUGGAAAAAGAAACAUCAACCAAUUUAAUUGAAAGAAAAUUAUUAUUAUUCUUUUCAUUGUGUGCAAAGAAACCAUUGAUUGCAACCGAGUUGUUACAGGUAUACAGUCGGUGUUCGGAUACUACCAAGGAAGUGAUACAUAAACAUAUAGGCACGGUGAUGAAGACGAUUGGACAGGCCAACGAAGACAUCUUGCAGGUGUUGACAGUGUGUCCAAAGGGUGCUGAAAACUUAGUGUCAGAGAUGCUCGGGUCACUUGUCAAUGGUGAGCGUCCAGUCCCCAAGCUUGUCGACACUGUCAAGAACCUACUCGACAUUACUGGCGAGACCAAGUUUUUAUUGCCCGUUGUCCACGGACUACCACACGACGAGGUCAUUGCCUCUCUACCCACCUUUUUGUCAUUGUCAGAGGCUGAUUUACGUAACUUUGUCACAAUGCUUGCUAUCCCGGGUAGUCCACUCACUCCAUCCGAGUUACUCGUUCAACUCCAUCUCAUUGCCGACACCAACGUCAACAAACGUCAAAUUGUCAAUGCUAUCGACCAAUGUACCGUUCAAAUGCAAUCUGUAUUCAAACCAGAGACAUUGGCCGUUGCCAUCCAACAACUGGUCACACAACCCACACUCAGUCCAUUCCUCUUACGUACCAUGUUGCAGUCACUCAAUACCUACCCCAAUCUACGCAACUUUAUCGUUGAAAUGAUGAGAGAGUUGGUAUCUAAACAAGUGUGGAAUGACAAGGGUCUCUGGAACGGUUUCAUCAUUUGUGCACUCAAAGCCAAACCAGAGUCGCUGCCAGUCAUAUUCGAUCUACCAAGUUCACAGUUCCAACUAGCCAUUGAAAAUGAUGAACUACGUCGUACACUCCAAGAAUUCAUUCAAUCAAAGGAUCCACAAUCAAGAAAUGCAUUCUCUAGAAAUAAUUUAAAAUUAUUAGAUCAAUUUAAUAAAUAA